Messenger RNA from Strongylus vulgaris, 573 nucleotides. NCBI's taxonomy places the organism in Eukaryota, Metazoa, Nematoda, Chromadorea, Rhabditida, Strongylidae. The record is from the annotation of a GenBank genome assembly.
AUGCAGGCUACAACUGUGAAACCAGAACUAAUACCUACCCUUUACCCACCUUCUUUGGUCAAGAAUGCAGUGGUAAAAAGAAAAAUUGCAGCACUAAACACAAAUGUGCGCGAGCAUGAGAGUCAUGAAGAUAUUCAUAAGUUGCACAGCAGACUGUUCAGGAAGACCGGUUCACCAGAAGUAACAGCAAUAAUUACGACAUCAACGCCACCUAAGCUACUAGUCUUCAAAAAACCCACACAGAUGGAAUCUGAGGUUGCAUCGAAACUUACGGAGCUCACGAAAUAUCUACCUACUAGCGCUAAGGAUGAACUCAAGAUGCUGCGAGAAAUUCCAGAUCUGGAGGGUUUGACACGCGGCAUGGACCUUACGCUGGUCUCAAAACCGGGUGGAUUCGCAAAGUUGAAGAAACAGUUUGUGAGCAGAUUGAUGCGAAGAACAAUGGGGCUUCCAUUCGAUGACAGCAACAGUUCAGCACUUCCACCGCCAAUCAUCCCUGUGAAGGUCACUCGCAAAAUGAUGCGAGAGCGAUCUCGGAAAGUCGCCAAAAGAAUGCGAAACUUUAAAGCAUAA